Messenger RNA from Colias croceus (clouded yellow), 1841 nucleotides. It is a transcript of the gene Cht11, whose product is annotated as chitinase-3-like protein 1. Gene Ontology annotation, biological process: carbohydrate metabolic process; chitin catabolic process. Lineage: Eukaryota; Metazoa; Arthropoda; Insecta; Lepidoptera; Pieridae. Gene Ontology annotation, molecular function: chitin binding; chitinase activity. Bases 146 to 1462 code for a protein of 438 amino acids. The record is from RefSeq and is a predicted model, not a curated record. The transcript has a single exon. Gene Ontology annotation, cellular component: extracellular region.
UAUUAUCACGGAUACUUAAUAUUCGAUACGACUUUGAAAUGCAUUUAUGAUAAAACGAAGCAAAACAAUUCGUACCCUCGCGCUCGCACAGUAAUGUUUUUAUUUAAUUUUGAAUUCAUCGGAUUGGAUAUGAGUGUUGAAAAUAAUGUAUACAGAUCAGGAGCUAAAUAAAAAAUCAUUUUCUUCGUAUUCUUCAAUGGAAUUAAAGAAUACUUCGUCAACAACGAGCAGGUUUGCUGUUAGUAUAGCUUCUAUUGUGUGUUUAUUUUUAUUGGCCUACGCUACAUGGACUUUAAUUGAUAAAGGUGAACCCAAACUUGAAAUUUUAAAUAUUUAUAACUAUUACAAGGAUGUUGAGGUAGAUAAAGUUGUCUCAUGUUACUACAACACUCCAUCAGAGGAUGAUACCUCACAGCUGUUGCCAAAGAACAUUCACCCACACCUUUGCACUCAUAUUAACAUUGCCUUUGCACAAGUGAAAGAUAAACAAAUCUACUUGAGUGAACAUCAACUCAUAACUGUACAGGAAAUUGUUAAACUCAAAAAGGCGAAUCAAAAACUAAAAGUUUUGUUAUCUGUCGGAGGAGCAGGAAACAAUGAUGGAUUUUCUGAAAUGGUUGUUGAUCAUGCCUCAAGAAAAAUAUUCAUCAAAUCAAUAAAAUAUAUGCUCAGGAAUUAUUCCUUAGAUGGCAUUGAUUUAGACUGGGAAUUCCCUGCGCUACAUCAAUACAACUCGGAGACAGGCAAGAGAGAACGACAACACUUUUCUCAGUUGCUCAGAGAGAUAAGAAUGGAGUACAUCAGAGAGAGGAGGAACUACUUGUUGACUAUUGCCAUAGCUGCACAACAGAUCAUAGUGGAUGUGUCCUACGAUGUGGACCAAAUCAAUAUGUAUGUGGAUUACGCUAAUAUAAUGACUUAUGAUUUUCAUUAUUACACCCAGUUCACACCCUUCACUGGACUCAACUCUCCCCUAUAUGCCAGAGAGACUGAACAUUUCUAUAUGGCAACAUUAAAUGUGAAUUAUACAGUACAAAUGUAUAUAAGUAAAGGUUUAAAUGAAAGCAAAAUAGUAGUCGGAAUACCAACAUAUGGCCACAGUUUUAGUUUAGUUAAUAAAAAUAAUGCUGACAUCGGCAGCCCUGCCGCAGGGUUUGGCAGCCUUGGGAAUUUGGGGUUUGUGAACUAUCCAGAUAUCUGUCGAUUCAUAAGGCAUAAUAAUGUUACCAUUAAGAAUGACUCUGAUGCUAAAGUGCCAUAUUUGCAUGAAGGGUCUGAAUGGAUUUCAUAUGACACUCCAAUCAGUGUGAUUGAAAAAACCAAAUACAUCAAACAGUACAAAUUAAGAGGAGCCAUGAUAUAUUCACUGAAUUCUGAUGAUUACCAAGGAUCGUGUGCAGAGCUAUCAGACAGUGUAAAAUUCCCCCUCGUAGAAUCUAUUAAAAACAGUUUGUUUGAUUGAACAUUAAUGUUAGGGAAAAUGUAACACAUGAAUGAUUCAAUAUUGCAUUAUGAUUUUUGUUGUGUGAUUUGCAAUGGCUGAUAAAUGCUUCGGUAAAAGUGGAUUAGAGAUGGAAAUAUAUGCAUAGCAUCCUGCACCCGCGAGUUAGUCAAUUGCCGUGCACUCGUUACCUUCUUCUUCCGCGACACGUAGGUGAUCUUGUACAUGGUGCAGGAUUUCAUGGUGGUCGGCGGCGCGGCGUCAGGUGGUGUGCGGCAUGUCGCGCGCGGGCGUCGGCGCCCACGCACAGCUCGACUGGUCAAGGCGCUCGCCGCCGGCCUGGCACCACGCACGCGCAUACGUUACAUACCUCAUGUGAAGGAGCCGAAGAAAACUACCG